AUGUCUUCCAGAAUCCUCCUCGUCCUGCUCACCUCAGCGCGAUCGAAGUCGACCCUGAGACAUGAAACGCGUGAAGCAGGAAGGGUCGAAACAUCAACGGACACUUGGUCAUCGAGCGAAAAGGACAUUUCAGUGGACCAUAAACAAUUGAAUAAAGGUAACUGGAACACCUCACGACCCAUAGAGACUCUGUUCAUCCCCGAAGAACCAGCUCGAUACGCAGAGAUCCUCGAACAACUGCGUGAACUGCUCGAAUCGUCGGAAGUUCCAGAAACCGUCGAGCCUUGUGGAAACCAGCAAAAUCCUGUUGACGGUGGAACACGUUGGGAAUUCGAGGAGCAGAGAACGGAACACUCAGAAGGACCGCUAGGACAAGUCGCUGAAAAUACGAGUCGAGAGGAUCCAGCUACGGAUACAUCGUCGAUGGAGGAUCAAUUUUUUAACGUUCAGAACGGUAGGAAUUCGAGCCUCGAGGUGAACGAGGAGAAAUACCUGGCGCGAAAUCCAACGGUAGUGUCUUUGGCCGCGGAGAAUAAUGGAAACGACAAGGCGGUGUCCGUGGAAGGUAACAGCGAAGAUCAUCGAGUUCAGGAGAAGAACGAUCCCGACGAAGAGGACUACCUCGAGGCGGCGAACUUCGGACUGGAGGCCAUGAAGAAUCUGUACCUUGUUACCGAGCCCACGCUCUACUCGAUGGGCCUUUAUCUUGAUUCGGACAACCCAGCGAAGUAUCUGGCCACUUUCAACGACCAGACCGAAGAGGCGAGAAGACUCGCAAAGUAUGGUUUCGCUGUACUUCAAGGCACCACGAUGUUCAAGAAAAAAUUCCCAGACGCCACGACGGACUUGCUUCUCGCUCGACGAAGUCAAAGCAAUCCACUACAGCGACACUGUCCAAACAGGGGGGUUCCUCACUGUCCGCGGGCCAGUCUCAGGUACAGAACGUCCGACGGGAGCUGCAAUAAUCUUCGAAAUCUUUGGUGGGGCUCUGCCAUGUCCCCUAUGCAGAGAUUCCUGGCACCAGUUUACGACGACGGUGUGCAAAGCAUAAGAAGAUCGACAAGUGGAAGGCCUCUACCAAGCGCCAGGGAAGUAACCAACCUGAUCCAUGAGGACAGAGACGUACCCUUGGCCUCUGUUACUCAUAUGUUGAUGCAGUGGGGACAAUUUGUCGAUCAUGACUUAACAGCUACUGGUCAGAGCAGAGGCUUCAAUGGAACCAUACCACAAUGCUGUCUGAACUUCGGUACAGGUUUCCAACCACCAGAAUUUAUGGUGAUUAUCCAUCGACACCCGUUUAUCAUACUCAUUUAAACACGAUUAUCUAGACAAUAAAUGGAGUUUCUUCGAAGUGGUCCAGCUCCCAGGGAGGACUGUAAAUUCGGUCCCAGGGAGCAGUUGACGCAGGUGACUAGCUACCUGGACGCGUCCACGGUCUACAGCAGCAACGCCUUUCAAACUGACACUUUACGUUUGUUUCGGAACGGCCUCCUGCAGUACGGGAAGAUCCAGUCGCAGAGGCCGGUGCUACCAAAACAGGAUUCCGAUCUCUGCAGACGUGGAUCGUUGUCGACAAGCUGUUUCCGUGCCGGUGAUGGUCGCCUCGGCGAACAACCGGCCCUCACGUCUCUCCAUGUGAUCUUUCUACGGCUACACAAUAGAAUAGCGACGAAUCUGGCCGCGUUGAAUCCGCAUUGGAGCGACGAGAAGUUAUUCCAAGAAUCCCGGAGGAUCGUGGGCGCUGUUGUCCAGCACAUCACUUACAGGGAAUUUUUGCCGAUCGUUCUAGGACAAGACGUGACGAAGAUAUUCGAUCUAGAAGUUCUCAAGAAAGGCUAUUACAAUGGAUACAAUCCCACGAUGAAUCCUACCAUCGCAAAUGGAUUCUCCACCGCAGCUUAUCGUUUCGGUCACUCAUUAGUGCAACGGAGCUUUAUUCGUUUCGAUAGCGAUCAUCAGCCCAUCUUCAAUAACGUCACCAUUCACAAAGAGUUCAGCAAUCCAGCGAACCUAGAGACUGCAGGCUCGGUGGACCGUCUUCUCCUUGGCUUGAUUAAUCAACCCUCCCAGAGAAGAGACGAGCACAUCAGCGACGAACUGACCAACCAUCUGUUCCAGACUCCCGGAUUCCCAUUUGGUAUGGACCUAGCCUCCAUCAAUAUACAACGUGGCAGAGAUCACGGCAAGCGAGAACCGUGUGGUUUGUCGCGAAUAAAGAGUUUCGACGAUUUGGAGAGAGUGAUGCCUCCAGAUGUGGCCAGGAAAUUCAGGCUGAUAUACUCCUUCGUGGAGGACAUCGACCUCUUCACGGCUGGUCUUGCAGAAAAGUCAGUCAGCGGUGGUUUAGUAGGUCCAACCUUUGCUUGCAUUAUCGGUCAACAGUUCAGUCAUCUCCGUAGAGGCGACAGGUUCUGGUACGAGAACCCUGAACAGGAGAGUAGCUUCACUCCUGGCCAGCUUCAGCAGAUCAGACGCGUCAGCCUGGCCCAGGUGCUCUGUAAAACCGUGGACAACAUCGAGACUGUUCAACCGUUUGUUUUUCUGACUCAGGACACAUUAAGAAACCGACGAUUACCUUGCGAGGAUCCAGUAAUUGGUCAAUUAGAUCUUGAUUCCUGGAAAGACACACCUGAGUCACAGUUCAGAAGCAGGGCUGGAAUCCUGGAUGUUUUCAAGAAAAAGAAUCAAUCUCAGAGCACCACCGUUAAGCCUGUUACUAGCCAGCUGACAAAAGGUUUCCCGUGGAAAGAAAAGCCAACAUCGACGAGUAUCUAUCAACAGAACCGGGUCGUUGUCAGGAAACCUCUUGGUCCUCCUGAAAACGUGAGCAUAGUUGUACAAAAUAACGCUGUCAAUGCUCCCGUCUUCGUGAAGGACGGGAUUUAUGGGUCGAACAUAGGGGUAGAUCCUCCAACGCGACCAAGCAACACUCAGAGACCAUCUUUCGAUUUCGUUAACAACAGACCAAGUCAACAGGGACCUCUGCAAUCAAUUCCAAUUUAUGUACCCCCUAACCCAAUCCCUACGUCGCCUCCUCCUUUAUCCCAUGCGUUAGCCGGACGUCCGUAUAUUCCAUACGCUUUCGACGAUCCAAACAAUCCGAAUCCUUUGAGUCCCGGUUUCCAAUACUUUCACGGGUCCAACGACGUGGUCUUUGAAAGUUAUCCGGCCAGCAGUCCCCAGCCAACCUUGUACACUUACUACACGAACUUUCAGAGACCGACGACUCAGCGACCUUAUCAUGAAUAUGUAAACGAUAGACCGCAGUAUCACGAGCCGAACCCUCCGCUAAACUCCUGGCCGGGUCUCGAGAACCCAAAUGCCGGGCAGUUCCCGUCCAGACCUGUUCAGGAUACCCCAGGUAACCAGAAUACCGGAAAUGGUUACAAUCCCAAUUGGCAGCAAUUGCAACAACAACAACAACAACAACAACAACAACAACAACAAAUUCUGAUCAAUCAACUGACCGAUCCUGGACAUUGGAACUCGCAGGGCUAUCGAAACAGACCUAAUACUCCCCCUGUAGAUAAAGUAAGGGAUCCUAGUUGGAAUUACCAGAACGAUGGAUAUGUAUCGAGUCACAGUCACAGGCCGAUGAUAGAGAUCAAGCAACCCGAUAGGAAUCAGUACGUAACAUGGUCUAGCGUGUCGUCGUCGUCUUCUUAUCAGACUGCAGUCGAGAAAAAUCAUAAUCAAUAUCAUUCAAGCGGACCACCAAGCUGGUCGAUUAUUCCAACUUACCAGAAAUGGACCAGCAGCAGGCCAGACAGUUCGUACAAAACAGACGUGAAAAAUACUUCCGAGAGACCUUCGUUAAUUGAAGAAUCGAAGAGUACGGAUUAUCAGAGACCGAUCAGACCUCAAGAUAACACCUUCUCUCACAAUCAGUCGAAGCUUCCUACCAUACCUGCACAGAACAGUCCAGAUCGCGAUCAGUCGCAUUCGUUUACAGUCGGACCGUUUCCAGACCAGUUGGAUGAGUCGUCAUCGUAUCAGGGUCAGACAAGGCCGAAACCGUCGAAGGUUCACAGCGUUACGAUAGUGACAGAGACGACGGACACGUCGAUUGGGACCGGAUAUGGAACGGAGAAUCAAGUGACCAGUGAGGUACCGAGGCCACUGGUCGCUCAGAUAGAGGACAAUAGACCGAUCAGAAUCAGAAGACCAGGCCAGUAUUACUAUGAAAAGAACGUGUUACAUCGAUAUCCCGAUAAUAUAGAGAAUCAGGCAACAACGGACAGGUAUCAUUCAAUCGAAGAUGGCGUCUUACAAAGGCACAACACAGUGGACAGUGGGGGGUCAACCGACAAUCCGGUUAUCGACGUAUCCGAAGACGGUACUCGGAUUAUCGAUGAAAGGAAGAACGAUACGAGGAUUGAGGAAACAACGAAUGAGAGGAUAAAUGAGACCAGCGAAACGCUUGACGAUCACGCAGCCUCGGAACUCUCGGAAGAGAUUGAAGAAGUUGCGUCGACCGGCAAAAGAAGAAAACCAGUGAUUGUUAUUGUUACCAUUUCCAGAACGAGCUAUUUGCUCAAUCCGCAAGAGGACUCGAGUUUACCGUCAGCCCUAGACCCGCCAAAAAUCCCAUCGGAUCAACCCACUGCUACCAAGGAAUUGCCCAGGCCCCUUAAAUUCCGAAAUUACGGUUCCUAA
This is a messenger RNA of Dufourea novaeangliae, 4656 nucleotides long. RefSeq lists its product as uncharacterized. Gene Ontology annotation, molecular function: peroxidase activity; heme binding. NCBI's taxonomy places the organism in Eukaryota, Metazoa, Arthropoda, Insecta, Hymenoptera, Halictidae. The record is from RefSeq and is a predicted model, not a curated record. Gene Ontology annotation, biological process: response to oxidative stress.